UAACAAAUCAUCUAAAUAUGGAACUCAAUUUAUUCGGAACCCAGGAAGAAGACUAUCUAAAAGAUCCCUUCUUCUCAUCAGAUCAUCCCUUGUUUACUGAGAAGCAAGAGUUUCAGCCUGAGGCUCCAGACUAUAAUUUCACGUUUAGCUGUACUAGAGACAAGAAUGCAAGCGAGAAAGACCAAGAGCAUCUCAGUCCUAAGUGGAAGAAAGAGAACAAAGUCAUAAAGCUAGAUAAGCCAGCUCAGAACGAAGAUCUUAAAGUUCAGAACGAACUGGUUAAGCAGAGCUCAACUUGUCGCCUCCUUGAAAUGAUCAAGAAGGAAGCAAAUAUUGGUAAAAAUACUGAGGAUCUUUCAGAGAAGGAGGAAUCCGAAGUUGAAUCGAACCCUUCAAGCGAGUACCUCCCCUGCAGAAAGCCUAAAAGAAAAUGAAAGAAGAGAAAGGACGUUAUCUUUAAAGCAAUCCUGCGUGAGUGAAGGAGAUUUUACCAAAUCCAAGUUAAUAAUUUGACUGGGUUCAUCAUCUCCAAAAGAGAAAGGAACGACUCCUAUCUGUACAAUUGUAUGAAAAAGUUCAACCAAGAAGGUUUAAAGAGAGCAGGAACUUUUGAAGAGAACUUUUAUCUUGCUGCCUUACUCUAUCCACAAGACUUGAAGAGGAAUCUGGAUGCAUUCCUUGAUGAAAAGGAGUGGGAUGAUUUCGAGCUGGCUAAGCUAGAGAUGCUAAGCACGAUCGAAAAGAUCCAUAACACUCUGUAUAAAUACUCGUAUGAUAAGCUCGCUUUCUUUACUUCAAAGCCAGAAAUCGCUUUCCUUUUCUGUUAUUAUUACGAGAAGGGAGCUGGCCCAGACAAGGAGAAGGAGAAGUUCAGCGAAGAGUUCGAACUAAUCAGGCAGAAAUGCAUGGAUACCUUAAAUAAGUAAGGUAUCCCCUCUAUAACAUUCAUUGUACAUAAAAAGUAUUCUUAAG
Molecule: messenger RNA, 972 nt
Organism: Moneuplotes crassus
Lineage: Eukaryota; Ciliophora; Spirotrichea; Euplotida; Euplotidae
Source: the annotation of a GenBank genome assembly